Molecule: messenger RNA, 1323 nt
Organism: Desarmillaria tabescens
Lineage: Eukaryota; Fungi; Basidiomycota; Agaricomycetes; Agaricales; Physalacriaceae
Product: cyclophilin-like protein
Exons: 13
Coding region: 1-1323 (440 amino acids)
Biological process (GO): protein peptidyl-prolyl isomerization; protein folding
Cellular component (GO): catalytic step 2 spliceosome
Molecular function (GO): peptidyl-prolyl cis-trans isomerase activity
Source: RefSeq, a predicted model, not a curated record
AUGGCAUUACCUAUCAAAGGACGUGUUAUCAUUGACACUACCGUCGGCGAAAUUGACAUUGAGCUAUGGUCCAAGGAAACUCCCAAGACGUGCCGCAACUUUUUGACGCUGGCUAUGGAGGGAUAUUAUGAUGGAGUAAUAUUCCACCGUGUAGUACCCGGGUUCUUGGUGCAGACUGGUGAUAAAACAGACGUUUUCGAGGAUGAGAUUCACCCGCGACUACGGUUCGCUCAUCGUGGGCUCGUGGCCAUGGCCAACAACGGGAGGAAGAACUCAAAUGAUUCGCAGUUCAUAAUCACUCUUGACAGAGCGGACGAGCUACAUGGAAAACAUACGUUGUUCGGACGACUCGUCGGAGACACAGUAUACAAUGUCAUGAAAAUAGGCGAAAUGGAGCUCGACAGCGAUGGACGACCGCUAUAUCCACCCAAAAUCAAGGGCAUACGCAUAGUCGACAAUCCCUUUGAGGAUAUCGUCCCUCGAAUUACAGCAGAGGAGAGACGCGCUCAGGCUCGCGCAAGAGAGCAAGCACAGCAGGAGAGGGAAGAAAUGGAGCGACGUAAGGGAGCGAAAAAGUCAGAUUUUCUGUUCUCAUAUGACACUGCUGAAGAGGAACCUGUCUCGUUUAAAAAGAAGGGGAUUGCCCGGCCAGAUUUGGCGGAGGAUCCUCAGCCUUCAGUAUCAAUUCCCGACUUCGUGAGCAAUCCUCCCAAGUCAAGUGUGAAGACAUCCGAGGAGACGACAGAGUCAAAGGCCAAGAAGAAGAGAGAUGCCUCCGAUCUAACCAAAAUUCGGGAACAGCACGCUCAAGGGCAGGCUGCUGGAGAGAAUGCCCGCAAAGCCGAGAUUGAGAAGAUGGAAGGCAGAAAUUCGGAAACUUGCGAAGGCGGCCGUUCAGCGAAACGCACCAAGAAGUCGUACCUCGAGGAGGAGCUUUCCAAGUACUCAAAGGGUCGUGGUUUACACAAGAAGGGCAAGCGGCGGGACGAAGGAGAUAUCCUUGCUGCCUUGAAUUCGUUCCGUGGAAAGUUGCAAAGUACAAUGCUGGAGGAGCCAGAACCUCUGGAUGACGCCGGAGAACCGAAUGGGGAGAAUGCUCCAGGGCCCGUUGAGGGGGACCCUGGUAUAGAAGUUGAUGACGAUCGUGGAUUUUUGGGACACGCACUACAUUUCCCGAAGGACGAUGGCGAGGAGAGUAGGAAAGCAGAGCGGGACUAUGAGGUUAUUGAUCCACGGCAACGAAACGCCCGGGCUAAAGAAGAGGAACGGGAGAGGAAGAGAGCUAUGAAGGCGAAAGCGGGGCGUGGAGGGAGGAGACGAUAA